GGACUCUGUGAGGCUGUCAAAAGAAAAUGUCAACAGUUACAGUGUGAAGGGGAAGGAUAGAGAAAAGAUUGUCAAAAUUUUUAUGAAGAUACCCACUGCUCUUAACAAAACAGAAGCAACAAAAGUCAAACUGGUUUUCAGUGCUGAGUUUGAAAUAUUAAGUGUACUUAGAAAAGUCCUGGGAGAGGAGAAACUGAUGAUAGUUGAGUCUGAAGAUGAGACUGUCUAUGCUGGGAAGAAAGCCAUGCAGAAUGAAGCAGAAAUACCUGUGCCCUCUAAUGCACAGAGGAAGAACAAUCCUUCUAACUCUGAGAACGCAGAGACUCAAAAAGGCAACUUAACCUCUCAGCACAGACAGCAGUUUACAAGCAAUGUAGCAAAAAUGGUCAACUCUGGUGUAGCCAUGGUUACAGUGGGCCAGCAGACUGACCUGGAGGAUGCUAACCAAGAAAAAAACUCCAAAACUCCAUCUCCAGGGAAGAAAGCUAAGCCUAGUGAGAAGCCCCAAGCAGAAGAACCUAUGGAUGAGUUGAUACUAAAGGAUGACACCAGCAAAUGGAGGAACAGGAAAACCAGUUUGGCCAAGAAGAGGGCUGAAGGCAGGAAGGAAGUCUAUGACUUUGAGAACUCAGACUCCUCAAGUCAUGAAAAGGUUUCUAAAGCCAAAGGAAAGAUUCUUGCCCAGAAAAUUUCUUCACAAAGUCAGAGGACUUAUGAAACAAGAAGCAAGAGCAAGGAAUCACAGAGUCUUGAGAGAAGGCAGUCCAGUUACAGGAAACAUCUUUUCUCUGAAAGUAACAAUGAGAAUACAAGCCCUGGUCAGAGUGAAAAAAGCUGGAUCCUUGACUCUCAGAUACAGUCGGCACCAAAAUCUGUUGACUAUACCCGAAAAAGACCCAGGGUGAGAAGUAAAUUAAAAGUGCUUCCAGUACCUUCUGCAAGUAGUGGCAGCGACUAUGAGUCAAAGAAGGAGGGAGUAUCAAAGCAAAGAGCUCAAAAGGAGAUGCCAAGGGAAAAAAGCACAUUUAGCUUCAAGGGAGAUGAUUUCCCCACGGUGGAUCUUGCUGAUGAAUCACUCUCAGAGGAGAUUGCAGGGAGUCCGCUGCUACUGAGUGUGUCUACCAGGAGCUCUCCCAGUGACGUGGAGAAGGCCACACAGAAGUUUCAUGGUACACCAGGCAAAAUAUCAAGAGAGGAAGAAAGUACCAAGCGGAAGGACUCAGAUAUAUUGAGUGGCACUAUCAUAAAAAAGCCUAAAUUUUCUAGUUUGGAGAAAAAUCACUUGCCCUCUGAGAUUAACCAUACACCAAAGAAAAUUCCUGAUUCAGUAGAAGAGGAUGGGGAGAUCCAGAAAGGUCAGGAAAUGGAUGAUAGCGUAGAUGAUGUGUUUUUUCCAAAGCUGCUUCACGAAGAAUUGAGUGAUUCAGGAGUGGUUUUUGCCUUUGAAAGCUUUAUUGGCCACCUGAAGAAACUUUUCUGGUCCCGGUACAAAAGGAUUGAGAUCAACACACAGGAUGCCUUGAGAUCCUCAGAGAAGAACUUGUCUGCCCUGCUGAACCAGAUACAUAAGUGCAGGCUGAGUAAAUUUGAAACCUUCCAGAAGAUUGUUGUUGAAGAGCUUGCUAACCUUGAGAAAGAAACUCAAAUUCUGGCAGCCAUGGAGAAGGAUGCACUGGAUUUCUGGAAUGAACAGCUGCUCAAACUGAAUACUUUCUGCAACCAGCAAAAGCAAAGAAUUGAAUCUGUUGACUCUGCCCUGGGUGAAACAGCCAAGAGUUUUGCCGAUGCUGUCCAGAAUACAGUGUAUGAACACCCAGUGAAGAAGGCAGAAGAUGUGUUCAUUGUUCCUUCUGACUAGCAUACUCCAAAUUAACUAUUGCUCAUGACAUUUGAGCACUUUGUGUGCAGUAAAAAGAUGGUUCUGUAAUGGAUGUAAUGGAUCUAUUUAAAUGAAAAGAAAAAAAAGCAUUAUGUUGAGCCUUGUUUUGCCUAAAAAGAAUAUGUAUUGCUAAGUGGUCCAGUUGAUAAUAAAUUUUCCUGAAAA
Messenger RNA from Cyanistes caeruleus (blue tit), 2044 nucleotides. Lineage: Eukaryota; Metazoa; Chordata; Aves; Passeriformes; Paridae. The record is from RefSeq and is a predicted model, not a curated record.